Molecule: messenger RNA, 2665 nt
Organism: Pogona vitticeps (central bearded dragon)
Lineage: Eukaryota; Metazoa; Chordata; Lepidosauria; Squamata; Agamidae
Gene: FASTKD3
Product: FAST kinase domains 3
Biological process (GO): regulation of mitochondrial mRNA stability; mitochondrial RNA processing
Cellular component (GO): mitochondrial matrix; ribonucleoprotein granule
Molecular function (GO): RNA binding
Source: RefSeq, a predicted model, not a curated record
UCAACAAGGCAGGGAAUAGGAAGUGAAAGGAAAACUCUGAUUGGGUCUCUGGUUAGUACCGGCACUCUGGAUGGUGCUUGACUAGUGGAGAGGAGUAGAAGUAACCUCUUCGACAAUAGGAGGAUUCUAAAUGCAGCCCUCGGGAUUGGCUUCUUGAGGGUUACGGAGCGGCACAAGGCCCAAACUUCCUCGUGGCGCGUGAUAACCGGGUUUUGGCGAGUUGAAGGGUCCUGAGGGGACCGUCAACUGUGCCGCGGCUGGCGCUUGGCGAGGCCUGCGAACUUUUGGGAAGCUCAUCUCUCCACAAUCGUGAGCAGAACCACCUCGCCUGAGUCUGCACAGCUCCCCACCGCCGCGCCCGAUCAGGUUUCCCCUCUCGCCUUCCUGUGAAAGAGGGACCAUGUGGUGGGGGUAAUAUUUAAAGCUGACCUGAGAUGGCUUCAAAGAAUUUCAGAUAUUUCCAGGCAUGCACUUCCAUAGUACCAGCAUGCAGGCAGUUUCUAUCUAGAAGCAUAUCUGUGACCUAUUUUGUUCGCCCAGUUAGGCGGUUUCGGCUCUGUUGCUGGUGGUGUGGUUCUUCAAUGUUGCGAACAGCAGACUCCAUGAAUGUCUUUCCAUCCUUGUUUUCUAAAAACUGCCACAUAGAACUGGGAACUCCUCCUAGCUCUGUACUGGGAAUAGUGCAGCUCCAUGGAGUGACCAGUAAUAAUUUAAAAUCCGAUGGCAAAUGGACAGAUGAACAGAUGUUCUUGAAGGAAAUUAACUCUUUCUCUUCAUACACAGACAUUUUCAAAUUUGUGCAUUCAUUGGGAAGUUUGUCCAACACAAUGGUGGCAUCAGUCUUCCAGUGGCUGUGUGAUAAUCACUUGGAGAAAGGCAAGUUGAAUCCUAAGGGUAUGAUGGAGCAUGAAGUCUUCAAGUCUCUUUGCUUCCAGCUAGAACAAGAAUCUACAAAUCUUCCUGAUUCUGUGCUUGUGAAUUCGCUGAGUACUUUGAUAAAGUUGCAUAUGGACCCUUAUAGUACCUUGGUGGUUCGCUUGGUGUCAGAGAGCCAGGAACGUCUUGAUAAGGGCCAGAUGACUAUUAGAAAUCUAUGCAUUCUUGGAGAAGCUUUACUUAACUUGAAGGGUCCAGACUGUGCUAUGCUGGAACAAAUCAUGAGCCAACUUCAGAGUACAAACCUUGAAGAUUGGGGAGCUGAUGAAAUGGUUAUGGCCUACAGAUUCCUGAAGCUAGGAGUUAAAAGGAAGAACCAGGACUUGUUAGAUAAAAUGAAAAAUAUUGCUUUAACUCAAGUUUCAAAGUUAGGCCCCAGAGAGAUAAGUAUGGUAUUAAAUGCUCUGGUUGAUCUGGAUCAAACCCAGGUAGUUUCCUUGAUGAUAAAGCUUUGUGAGCAUUCAACAUGGCAUGUCCCCCACUUCACCGAUGAUGAAUUAGUAAACGUGCUGGAAGCUUUCAUACAUUUUGGACACAAUGACCAGUUCUUUAUAGCUGCUCUAGAAGGACAUGUUUCCAAGUAUGCCUUCACUAUGCAUCCCAAUGCUAUCUCCAAAAUUAUGCAGUAUUGCAGCAGAAGGCACAUCCUUUCCAAAACUAUCUUUGAUGCAGUAGCAGAACGUUUUGUCUACAACGCUGACAGUUUCACUGCAACUCAGAUUGCUGAAGUGAUUGUCCCAUUUGGGAAACUCAAUUAUUUGCCCCCAAGUGCUCCAUCUCUUUUCCAAAAGCUUGAAAGGAUAUUAAGGUCUCGCUUUACUGAGUUUCAGCCUCAUGAAGUCUUGAACCUUCUGCACUCCUGCACUCUUAUUGAACGCUAUCCUCUUAAUUUUCUAACAAAAGUAUUCCGACCUUAUUUUCUGCAACAGUUGCAAGUUGGCGGCCCCUGCCUGGAGAUGGUUCAUUCUCAAUUGACCCAGCUUUUUCUAACGGUUAUACUGGAGUGUCCAUCCCAUAAGCAUCUCCAGCUCCUUUCCAAAUACCAAGUCAAGUCCUUUCUCACUCCAGACUGUUCACUGGAGUCAUUGGCAAACACUCAGCUGAGCAACAAAGUGAAGGCUGGCCUGGUUGAACUCCUGGGUGCUAGAUAUUAUUUUGCCUCCAGUGUAUUGACACCCUCUGGCUAUACUAUAGAUAUUGAGAUUAAACUCGAUGAAGAAGGAUUGGUCUUGAUGGCUAACAACAGUGAGGAGGCUUGGCAAAGAAUAGCUCUCUGCAUUGAUGACCAAGAGCGAUUUUGCUUCAACAGUCACCAUCUUCUUGGCAGAGAAGCCGUUAAACAAAGACACCUGCAGCUCCUUGGUUAUAAAGUUGUGCAGAUCCCUUUUUUUGAGUUCGAGCCGUUGAACUGCAGAAAGGAGGUACUGGAAUAUCUGCACAAGAAAUUAUUUCCUAACUGAUAUAGAUUCAGCUGUGUUAAAGCAGGAUCAAAAUUAUUCUCAGCUCUCUGUGGAGACUGGGGUUUAUGUGCUCAUUGUUUAAAUGAUGGACGUGGUAAGCUGCACUGAUUUUUAAAAAGGAAUUAUGGGAAUUUAUUUUAUCUUAUUUUCUGCUUCUGUCCUUCACUGAUACAAAAGUAGAAAGUGCCAAGAAAUACUAAAGUGCAACUAAGCUUACUUUUGAGCAUGAAUGUACUGCUGUGAAAUUAAAGCGAGUGUCAUUUGAAUAA